AUGCGCACCAAUGCAAAAGACCUCUCAGAGGCACGUCAGCGCAAUCGCGCCGCGGUCGCGCGCCUGUUCGUCUCCACCUCUUAUCAUCCCCGUUCCUCCAGCGCACCAGGCCCUCCCACCUCCUCCGCGGCUGCCCCGAAUUCGAGAGGCGGGCCGAGUCGUGACGGCCGCCAGGGUCACCGCCUCACGGCGAAUCCCAAUAGCAACCCAGCGGGUAGUCGGGACCCCCGUCCGGCGUGGGAUUGUCGCGGGCUGCAUAAGUCCCACCCCCCGCCCCACAACGCCGACCCCCACCGCUCUUGUUUGGCCAUGCAACGCUUAAAACGAUCCCACGGGCUUUCCCGCCAGGAGGCCCCGGGGGAGGGCCCUUCUGCCGCUUCUUUGGCGUGGAUUCGACGGCACGAAAGGAGCAUCCCGCGCCGCCGAGCGGUGGAUCGCUAUGUCGAUCUCACUUCGGCUCAAGUAGGCACCUCGCUCCUGCUGCCGAACGACUACACCGCGAUGAGGCUCGCCGAGAGAUUUGCCGGGCGUUGGGCUUUAGAUAACCCCCACCACCAGGAACUUCUUCGCGGGGAGCCCGUGAUGACCCGGAUUAUGCAAGGGGAAUAUUACGCCCCCACGCGAGGCGGACGCGGACGCCAAAACGACCGCAGAAUCUGCCAAUCCAUGGGUAGGAGGAGAAGACUUUGA
Messenger RNA from Phytomonas sp. Hart1, 690 nucleotides. The record is from the annotation of a GenBank genome assembly. NCBI's taxonomy places the organism in Eukaryota, Euglenozoa, Kinetoplastea, Trypanosomatida, Trypanosomatidae.